Messenger RNA from Pichia membranifaciens NRRL Y-2026, 379 nucleotides. RefSeq lists its product as hypothetical. Lineage: Eukaryota; Fungi; Ascomycota; Pichiomycetes; Pichiales; Pichiaceae. The transcript has 2 exons. The coding region runs from base 188 to 379 and encodes 63 amino acids. The record is from RefSeq and is a predicted model, not a curated record.
GCGGCAUUGACUUUAUGAAUUUUCCACCCAGCCCACUUCAUGACAGCAAAGAUUUUCUAGAAUAAGUAGUCUUAUUACACUAGUAUGAAUUGGCAGAUAUCAAGUGAAGCUGUAGUAUCAAGGAUAUCUCUAGGAAAUCACAUAGAUAGAUGUAUAUAUCAACAUUUUUUAAUACCUUUGACGGGAAAUGACCAUCAUCAAUGAUAGCAACAAAAGUUUUGGCCACAUAAAGAUUAGGAUAAUGUUCGAAGUUAUUUCCAGUUUUGAUGGAAGUGUGAAUUACAAAUCGACCUCUGGUUCUAAGAGACUGAUUCGAAAUUCAGAAUACGUUUCGAGCCAACUUCUAUUGUUGACUCCUGUCAAGGGCUUCUUCAAUUGA